AUGCCACCUGUGGCUGUUUGCGAGUUGUUAGUGGGCGGCAUGACCUGCGCCGCCUGCACGGGAGCCGUUCAAAGCAGUCUGAUCAAAUGCCCUGGCGCCAUUCAAGCUCAAGUGGACCUUUUGAGGGAAACUGCACGCGUCGCCUACAACAGUGAUGUUAUAAGCCCGGCUGAACUUUGCGCAGCAGUCGAAAGCCUGGGUUUUCACGCACAAGUCCUGCAGAUAUUCGUGGCAAAUAACCCGAGCCCGUCCGCUGAAAGCAGCAUCAGAACCACAACAGACUCUGCAGAACAAUCAACGGACGAGCAACAGGAGGUUUCAAAAGAACUGUUGGUGGAUGGAUCGGCUGCAGGGGGAUGCAAAGAGGUGGAGCUGCGGCUCCCUCAGUGUCAAGAAGCAACCCAGCAAGCGCAUGAUUUCAAUGAGCUUUGGGCCAUGUCAAAGGCCACACUUCGUCUCGCGCUAACGGAGCGUCAGGGCUUAUCUGUCGAAUCCGCCUGCAGCAGACUGAAGAGCAGCAACGGAGUUAUGGGCUGUGUAGUCACCCCACAGAGAGGCGUUGAGGCAACUGGCACGAAACAACUGAUGGUGACCUACAGACCCCAGAAGGAAACUGUUCUGGGGAACCAAAGGGCUAUGCUCGGCUCCCUGCUGUUCUCACUUAUACCCGCCCUCGCUGUCGUCUGCAUCUCCGUCAUGGCCAGGACUGACAAGCUUCCGCCCGUGUUUUUCUUCCACCAAGCGGCUUUGAAGGGCUUGCGACAUGGACAGUUCAGCAUGGACCUCCUCGUGUCCCUCGGGAGCAACUUGGCCUUCUUCUACUCCGCCCUGUCGUGCAUGCAGUCGGCAGCAACACGCGUGUGGUGCAAGCCGCUGCUGUCUGCGGCGGACGUUGCAGUAGCAACAGCAGCGGCAGCAGCAGCGCAUCCUGGAGCUACCAACCCUGGUAACCACACCAUCAGCCCAUUCUAUGAACUUCUGGAAGGGGCAGAACCUCAGGUCUUCUUAGACACCUGCGUAAUGCUCAUCUGCGUCGUCCUACUUGGCAAGUUGCUGCAGCUGCGAGCAAAGGCCCGGAUUCUGGAGCAGCUACACAGGUGCGUGCGGGAUGUGUCUACGUGCGAGAAUGCAGACGAAGCAGAUGAGGCACCCGACAGCGGCAAACCUUCCUGCUGCUGCAAGCAGAAGAAAGACCUGCUCGAAGAAGAAGAAGAAGCAGCAGAAACACCGGAGACACAAACGACACAAAGAAAUGAUCCUGAGGAAAUCACCAUCAGCGCUGAACUGCUGCAGGCCGGGGACGUCGUCAGGGUCCCUCCCCAGGAAGUCCUACCAGCGGACGGAAUUCUACUAGCCCCCUCUCUACUGCAUGUAGACGAGCGGCUCCUAUCAGGGGAGGGCCGCGGGGUUUGCAAGGUGGCGGGGCAGCGGGUUAUUGGGGGCAGCCGAAACGCUUCGCAUACAGACGCCUUCGUUCAGAUCCAGGUUGGCGAUUCGUCCGUGCUGCAGACACUGCUGCGACUGGUGGAGACGGGGCAGCAGCAGCAGCAGCCGCUGCAGAAGGCUGCUGAGAAGUUUGCUACUUAUUUUAUUCCCAUAGUAUUGUGCAUCACUGCUGUUGCAGUGGUUUCCUGGGCUGUUAAAGUCUUUGCUGCUGCACACACACUCCCCCUGUCUCCGCUGCAGCAGAUGCGGCAGCGUCUGCAUGAGUUGGAGCUCAGGGAGGGUGUAUCCGGCAGCGAGAUGCAGCAGAAGCUGCAGCAGCAGCAUCAGCAGCAACAGCAGCAUUUUGAAACCCAAGGCAUUUUCUUAACAGCAACUGGCCCGGCUCGUUCUACCCCCAUAUCUCCUCCUAUUUUGGGGGAUACUCCUGUGUCUGCGCAUGAAGCAGCAGCAGCUGCUGCAGCAUGUCGACUCUCCAGCUGGGUAUUAACAUGGGAUAGCCUUUUGUUUGCGCUGCGCUUUGGGGUGGCUGUCUGCUGCGCCGCCUGUCCAUGUGCUAUCGGAUUAGCUGCUCCUGCUGCUGUGGCACGAGGAGUCUUCUUUAAAACGGGAAAGGCACUCGAAGCAGCAGCAAAUGUCAACUGUCUUGUUGUAGAUAAAACAGGAACACUCACCACAGGCGAACUCAGAGUGUCUGCAUGCGUGGUGCACACAAAGCGGCUGGAGCAGCUUCUGCUGCCAGCACUGGAGAGGAGCUGCAGCUCCCUCCUUGCCUCUCAAGCCAAGGCCAAGCCAAACACUGAAACUUGCUGCAGCUCCCGCACCGCCAUCGGUCCCAGUGAAGGUCUCAAGAGCGCCCCUUGCUGCUGCAGCAACAGCAACAGCAGCAGCAGCAGCAGCAGCAGCCGCAGCACAAGGAUGAGCGAACAUACUCCAUCACCGUCCGACAGCGUCACCAGCUCGCUGGCCUGCGAAUCCAUCGUCACCCUUGACAGCACCGCCGCUGCAGCAGACGCUGCAGCAGCACCAGACGACAGACUUGCUUCCCCUUGCUGCAGAAAGCAACCCCAAGGCAGCAGCAGCAGCAGCAGCAGCAAUCUAGAAGGGCCCAGUGGGCCCCCCCUCGCCUUUUGCAGACUGGACUUCCUCUACAAAGCCUCAUCCCCGGUGUCCGAUGAGAACAGCAGCGAUAGAAACAGCAGCAGCAGCAGCACCAACUGCUGCAGCAGCAAAGGCGCAAGCUCCCCUCAAUUCUCUAUCUGGCACAGCAGAAAGGCGGGGGUCUAUGACGGCGAGGCACUGCAGGGUUUGUCUGCUGCGUCUAGAAGGGCCCAGUGGGCCCCCCCUCGCCUUUUGCAGACUGGACUUCCUCUACAAAGCCUCAUCCCCCGCCUCCGAUGA
Molecule: messenger RNA, 2844 nt
Organism: Eimeria mitis
Lineage: Eukaryota; Apicomplexa; Conoidasida; Eucoccidiorida; Eimeriidae
Exons: 11
Coding region: 1-2844 (947 amino acids)
Biological process (GO): copper ion homeostasis
Cellular component (GO): membrane
Molecular function (GO): copper ion binding; P-type divalent copper transporter activity; nucleotide binding
Source: RefSeq, a predicted model, not a curated record